CUUUUUCUGGAACUUAAGUUGUUCACAUAACUAUAAACUGUAAUUUGUUGCACUUGUAUUAGGCUAGAAUGGCUAACGAUAAUGACGACUUUAAGAUGUGGGGGUCCGAAAUUGUCAAGAUAUUUUUAGAAAUAUUGGUGGACGAAAUAAAGAAAGAGGGUCCUUCCAUGUCAAAGAAAGAUAGGAGUUUUUUCCCAAGGCAGUGGCAAACAAUUGAUGAUAAGAUGACUAAAAAGGUUGGAAAAAAUUAUGGGCAAAAAAAAUUGAAGGGUAAGUUCGCGCGUUUGAAGGCGAACUACACAGAGUUUGUUGCUCUGAAAAACCACACGGGUUUGGGCUGGGAUCCAAUCACUCAAACAGUGACAGCCCCAGACGAUGUUUGGGAAAAUUAUGUUCAGGCACACCCAAAUGCAAAACAAUUCCAAACCAAAGGCCUUGGACAUUAUGAGCUCAUGUCAGAAAUAUUUGCCAAGUCAUUUGCCACUGGCGCUUUUGCACGUUCUUCUCGUCAGGGUGCAUCCACAUCUGAUGACGAGCGAGAAAUGGAUGAACGCUUUCAUGCAUAUACGUCGGGAAAAGGCGUAGUAGAUGAAUCUUGCACUUCCGGAAGUAAGCGUAAGUCUAGUGGCCAGGGUCAGUCCAGCAAGAACCCAAAAAUGGACGAUGCACUGCAAUCAUGGCAACGUUCAUGUGAAGCACGUGAACGGUGUUACCUUCAAGCCGAGACCAACGCUGGGGCAGCUGAUGUGUACUCCGUUGCAGCAUGUAUGACCAUCCUAAAAUCAAUGGCCCUGGAUUCGAGCUUGUUUUUGAAGGCCAUGAACAUGUUCACAUCACUAGAAUGGCGAACCAUGUUUAUGACCAUGGAACCGGAAAUGAGGUACCUUUGGAUCCUCAGUUUGUGAGAAGCUUGGUCAUCCCACUGUUCGGUGUGAGGUUUCUGGAAAUGAAGAUGCUCGCAGAAUUGUUUGGGUGUAUUUUUCUUUAUUUUUUGCAUUUGUUAAACUUAAAUUAUAUUUGUUUUAAUUUGUUUGUUUUUGUAAUAUUCGGUUUGGACUAUGUUGGGUGUUGACCUAACUAUUUAUAUCAUGCUGUCUAAG
Camellia sinensis is the source of this 1100-nucleotide messenger RNA. Lineage: Eukaryota; Viridiplantae; Streptophyta; Magnoliopsida; Ericales; Theaceae. The record is from RefSeq and is a predicted model, not a curated record.